Ictalurus furcatus (blue catfish) is the source of this 1495-nucleotide messenger RNA. It is a transcript of the gene nat14, whose product is annotated as N-acetyltransferase 14 (GCN5-related, putative). The record is from RefSeq and is a predicted model, not a curated record. The transcript is spliced from 3 exons. The coding region runs from base 397 to 1269 and encodes 290 amino acids. Gene Ontology annotation, molecular function: N-acetyltransferase activity. NCBI's taxonomy places the organism in Eukaryota, Metazoa, Chordata, Actinopteri, Siluriformes, Ictaluridae.
GAGGUGUACCGGGUAAAGUCGUGGUGUAGAUGACCUCUAUGCUUGUGUAAGGGCACAGUGCUGAUUCGGUUGAUGCUCCUUCUGCGUUUACGCUGCUUUGGGAUUCACGGAAGCAGAUACGCUGAAAGCGCGCUUGGCGUGUAGCAGUAACACUGCAGCUCUUCGACGCAAUGAUAGCUUGUGGGUACUAUGCAUGCUUGGAAACGGUUUGAACCUUUAUUCCUGAGCAUGGAAAUUGAGGCCAAACACAAUUCACAUCCAUGUCAUACAUCCAGAAAAUCCAUUAACUUAAAAAAGAAGGUAAUUUGUAAGCCUCCAGUAGGCUUUCUAGUAGUGUUCUCUUUAUCCUGUCUCUUCAGGACCCAGGUUUGAAAAUCUCCAUAAAGGUUGAAUAAGAUGGCGCACUUGGACCUGGGAGAUGUAGUGCUUCGGCGGAUGAGAGAGGAGGAUAUUGAGGCUGUAAAGGCUCUUAUCAAGCAAGGAUGUGAAGGGAUGGAGAACCGGCUCAUCCUGCACCUCCUUACUAGACCACUGGUGGUCCUCCUGCUCGCCACAGUCUCUUCUGUGCUCCGCUUUGUAGUGCACUCCUUUAUGCUAGCCCUGUUUAUCCCUGUGUUCCUUCUCAUCGUGUACCUCAAGCUCACCAUCCCACGGUCCACGGGCAUCUUGGGCUCCAGCAGACCCUACUGGGACUACUUGGGCAGCAGCUACCAUGCUAGGUCCCAGCCAGACCUACCAAACCCACAUGCUGCCAAAGCCAAGCCCGUCCCUGACCAGGAGAAAGCCAAACGUCGCAAGAAAGCCAAAGAGAAGUAUAAGAACAAAGAGGCAGAGAAAGUUAAGCCUGAAGACAGUGAGAAGGUGGAUGAAGAUGAUCUAAAAGAACGAGCACGUGUUGCAGGGGAAGUGUGGGUCGCAGAGCGCGAUGGCGAGGUGCUUGGCUGUGUUGCCCGAGAUGGUUGGAGCCGGCAUGGUGUGUAUCGUAUCUGUAGGCUGGUAGUGCAGAGCUGGUACCGUAGAGAAGGGCUUGGCAAGCUGCUGGUCCAGAGCCUGGAGUCCAGAGCCAAGCAGAGCGGAGUACGCAGGGUCUAUGCUCAUGUGCCCUUCCCUUCCAAAGUAGGAGAGGCGUUCUUCAGAAAACUGGGCUACCGGCUCCAGGGAGAGACUUCUGGGGUGGAAGGUGAAGAGGAGGAGGAUUACGAGGAGCCAGGAAAAAGCUGGUUGGGCUUUCCAGUGACAAAGGUGUUCGUUAAAGACUUAUGGGUGUAAAUGGGCACAUUUUUUGUAACUACAGCUUUGCUUGUAAUCAUUAAAUAGUUACAUAAUUUGUGACAUUACUGAUUUUCAAAAUUCGGUAACAUCACUACAGUGAGUGAAAACCCACAACAACUGAAUUUAAAAUUACAUUUAUUUAUAUUGUUUAUUUAUUGUGUGGUGUUUUUUCUUCCUCUUUGCUUAUUUUUUUUCUCUCUAAUAAAUGUAUUUGUAAAAUUUC